Molecule: messenger RNA, 336 nt
Organism: Staurois parvus
Lineage: Eukaryota; Metazoa; Chordata; Amphibia; Anura; Ranidae
Source: the annotation of a GenBank genome assembly
UGAUUUUGCAUUUCCGGGAAGAGAACUGUAAGUAAACAAUACAGAUCUCUCCCCUGUCAGCUCCUGCACACUGCUAUGCAUGGUUUUGCUUAGCAGAGCCAUACAAAGCAGUGUGCUUACAGUGAAACACACACACACAUGCACACAGAACACAAUAAAAACAGCACACAGUUAACCCUUUGAUCACCCCACAUGUUAACCCUUUCAUGCCCAGUGCCUUUAGUACAGUGUCAGUGCUUUCUGUUAGCACUGAUCAUUGUAUCGGUGUCACUGGGUAUGUCAGUGACACCAAGUCAGUUCCCCCCAGUGUCAGAAUGCCCGCCGCAGUCCCACUAU